Molecule: messenger RNA, 429 nt
Organism: Microplitis demolitor
Lineage: Eukaryota; Metazoa; Arthropoda; Insecta; Hymenoptera; Braconidae
Exons: 1
Coding region: 1-429 (142 amino acids)
Source: RefSeq, a predicted model, not a curated record
AUGACACCUGCGUCGGUAACGCUGGAAAAUGUAAGUGAAGCGCGUAAUAAUAUAAUGUCAACUUUUAAACGAAAAAAUACCAACAAUAAACGUAAAAAAAUUCAUCCCUUUAAAUAUCGUGUAAAUGAUUUAGUACGAAUCAGUAAAACAAAAGCGACGUUUGAGAAAGGUUAUGAAGCAAAUUGGACUAAAGAAGUAUUUAAAAUUAAAAAAGUUAAACGACGUCAAUUAUUACCUAUUUAUGAGUUAUGUGAUUUAGAAGGUGAAGACAUUGAUGGGUUUUUUUAUGAACAAGAAUUAACUUUAGUAAACAAAAAUAUUGGCGAAGAAGAAUUUGAAAUUGAACGAAUUAUCAAAAGUAAAGAUAAAGGACGUAAUAAACAAGUAUUUGUCAAGUGGUUAGGUUACCCCGAUAAGUUUAAUUCUUGA